UGGAAUAAACGGAGCAGCAGCUGUUGUUGUUCGGACAUGCUCUUAAGUCUACCGCCCCGUUUAUUGUUUUCCUAUUAAAUCGUAUAGUUGGGCGAACCCAGAACCCUCGGUACCGCUAGUACAGAUGUGGAAGCUCGGCUCCCUGAUUUAACUCCAGUUUUGGGGCCUUAAGGCCGCGCCGACGCGGCCGUUAUCCACGCCGAGCCCCAGCUGCCCAGAUAACCCGCGUGCCGUGCACGGUGGCUUUACUAAGUAGGCCAAGAGCGCGACUUUAAGAGCACGUGUCUGUAUCGAGGCGAAACCCCCAUGAAGGAGCCUUUUGAUAUUUUUUUUUUAGGGUCAGAAACCCUUUAUAAAGAUGUGCCAGCCGGGGCGGCUUGUUAUGCCGUGCCCUGUGGACACCCGCUGCGUGUUAUCAGCAUGAGUACGACUCCGCUCUUCGGACAGAUCAUCGGCGUCUCCCUCGUGGCCGCCAUCGUCCUCUUCCUCCUAAUUAACGCAGUUUCCCGCCGCGGCCAAGCGCGGCGCUUGCCGGCGGGCAGCGGGCGGGCCGUGCUGAUCACUGGCUGCGACAGCGGCUUCGGGUACCACCUGGCCCGGCGUUUGGACGCGCAGGGCUUCGCCGUGUUCGCCGGGUGUCUGCUCCCGGACGGAACCGGGGCCCGGUGCCUUGCCAAAGAGAGCUCCGGUAGACUGAGGAUCCUCAAACUCGAUGUCACCCGUCGGGAAGACGUGCAGCAGGCCAAGAAGGCGGUGGAGGCCGAACUUCCGGAGGCAGGCCUCUGGGCAGUUGUGAACAAUGCUGGCAUCUCUGACUGGGCAGAGAUAGAAUGGAGCACCAUUGACGAUUUUCAGAACAUGGUUGACGUCAACCUGUUUGGCUGUAUCAGGACCUCUAUUGCAUUUCUACCAUUGGUCCGUGCCUCCAAAGGACGGAUGGUUUAUGUGUCAAGCAUCUUUGCAUUCUUCAACUGUCCUAACAUGGGAGCCUACAGUGUGUCCAAGAGAGGACUAGAGGCAUUUGCUGACUGUUUGAGGGUUGAGAUGGCCAGUUUUGGUGUCAAGGUCAGUAUCAUACAGCCGGGGAAUUUUGGCCAAGCCACUAAUAUCCUGAAGAUGAAAACAGGAUUGGACAUCUGGGAGAAGUUAGAUGAUGAACGCAAACAGCGAUUCAACCGACAGUAUAUUGAGCUGGCCAGUGAGUACUUUAUGUCAACGUGCAAGGCCGGAUGCAACAAUGUAGACCAAGUCAUCAAUGCAAUGAUGGAUGCCAUCACAUCCCAACAGCCGAAGUACAGAUACCUGCUCGUCUCAAAGAUGGAUAUGUUCUUCUUUGCUGCUCUGCCUUAUCUGCCGACCUUCAUGAGCGAUGCCAUCUUUUCCCUGAGCCCAAUGUAUGCCAAGAGAAAAGCGAUGCUUUAUUCUGAAUAGUAACGGCACAUAAAACUCUUGCAUAUACUUUGAUUUUUUUGGGGGGGGUUUGCACAUUGACUUUGCACACUGACACAUUGACUUUGUGACAUGUAGAGGGAAAUUAGUCGUUUUGUAUUACGACAUCUCAUCUCAUCAUCAGCCGCUUCUCCGGGGUCGGGUCGCAGUAGCAGCAAGCUAAGUAGGGCACUCCAGACAUCCCUCUCCCCAGCAACGCCCUCCAGCUCUUCCUGCGGGAUCCCAAGACAUUCCCAGGCCAGAUUGGACAUGUAGUCCCUCCAGCGAGUUCUGGGUUUACCCUGGGGUCUCCUCCUAGUUGGACGUGCCCGGAAAACCUCCAAAAGAAGGUGCCCAGGAAGCAUCCUAAUCAGAUGCCCGAACCACCUCAACUGGCUCCUUUCAACACAAAGGAGCAGCGGCUCUACUCCGAGCUCCCUCCGGAUGUCUGAGCUCCUCACCCUAUCUCUAAGGCUGAGCCCAGACACCCUGUGGAGGAUAUCUGUUUUAGUAAACUCUCCAUAAAGUUUGUCUUUUUAAAAAAACACAAUUUUUUUCCCCCUGUUCCUGGUAUUAAUUCAGUUGCCAGGAUCUAAAGUGGCUCCUUGUUCUGUUUUUGAAUUCCACCCAUUCCAUCCAUUAUCCAAACUGCUUAUCCUGCUGUCAGGGUCAUGGGGAUGCUGGAGCCUAUCCCAGCAGUCAUUGGGCGGCAGGCAGGGAGACCCUGGACAGGCCGCCAGGCCAUCAUAAGGCCCACACACACAUUCACACCUAGUGACAAUUUAGUAUGGCCUAAUUAUAUUAUUAAUUAAGAAAUUAAUUUGUUUUGAAUUGAUUUUGUUUAAUCAUGUUUUUGCUCAUAAGGGUUUUUCUACCAUUAACUUGUUGAGUUAUCAUGCAUAUCACUGAUAUGACCUGAAGCAGAGGGAGUAGUGAUAUUGAGGCUUUACUUUAAGUAAGAAACUGAAACAUUCUUUCGAUGGAAGAGCGAAAAAAAUGUGGGUUUAUGAACCGUAUGUUUGUGUUUGAAUAGUUUAUUGAAUCUGCAUUGAAGUAGGACCAGUGUAAGGCUGUGUGUUGUUAAAAUACAACUUUGUUCUCGUCAGUUGUGCAAACCAUGUUAAACCUUUAAAAUGAGGUUCUGUACCCACCACUUCACUUUUGA
Molecule: messenger RNA, 2593 nt
Organism: Lampris incognitus (smalleye Pacific opah)
Lineage: Eukaryota; Metazoa; Chordata; Actinopteri; Lampriformes; Lampridae
Exons: 4
Coding region: 307-1431 (374 amino acids)
Molecular function (GO): oxidoreductase activity
Source: RefSeq, a predicted model, not a curated record